This is a messenger RNA of Psammomys obesus (fat sand rat), 3667 nucleotides long. It is a transcript of the gene Srpk2, whose product is annotated as SRSF protein kinase 2. The record is from RefSeq and is a predicted model, not a curated record. Gene Ontology annotation, biological process: spliceosomal complex assembly; protein phosphorylation; regulation of mRNA processing. Gene Ontology annotation, molecular function: protein kinase activity; ATP binding. The transcript is spliced from 15 exons. Bases 205 to 2250 code for a protein of 681 amino acids. Lineage: Eukaryota; Metazoa; Chordata; Mammalia; Rodentia; Muridae.
UGAUGCCUCUGGAGCUUUUUCCCUUUAUAGCACCAUUGAAUCGGAGUCCUAACUGAAGUACUGUGAAUCUUGUGGCCUCAUUCUGAACAAAAGGGAUUAGAGAAGAAAAAUCUCUUGAUAUAAGGCUUGUAAGCAAGGGCGGGCAAUCUUGGUUGUGAAUAUUUUCUGAUUUUUCCAGAAAUCAAGCAGAAGAUUGAGCUGCUGAUGUCAGUUAACUCUGAGAAGUCGUCCUCUUCAGAAAGGCCGGAGCCUCAACAGAAAGCUCCUUUAGUUCCUCCUCCUCCACCACCGCCACCGCCGCCACCACUGCCAGACCCAGUACCCCCAGAGCCAGAAGAGGAGAUUCUGGGAUCGGACGAUGAGGAGCAGGAGGACCCCGCAGAUUACUGUAAAGGUGGCUAUCAUCCAGUGAAAAUUGGAGACCUCUUCAAUGGUCGCUAUCAUGUCAUUCGGAAGCUGGGAUGGGGCCACUUCUCCACUGUCUGGCUGUGCUGGGAUAUGCAAGGGAAAAGAUUUGUUGCAAUGAAAGUCGUAAAAAGUGCCCAGCAUUAUACAGAGACAGCCUUGGAUGAAAUUAAAUUGCUCAAAUGUGUUCGAGAAAGUGACCCCAGUGACCCAAACAAAGACAUGGUAGUCCAGCUAGUCGAUGACUUCAAGAUUUCAGGCAUGAAUGGGAUACAUGUCUGCAUGGUCUUUGAAGUACUUGGCCACCACCUCCUCAAAUGGAUAAUCAAAUCCAACUAUCAAGGCCUCCCUGUACGUUGUGUGAAAAGUAUCAUUCGACAGGUUCUUCAAGGGUUAGAUUAUCUACACAGUAAGUGCAAGAUAAUUCAUACCGACAUAAAGCCGGAAAACAUCUUGAUGUGUGUGGACGAUGCAUAUGUGCGAAGAAUGGCAGCUGAGGCCACUGAGUGGCAGAAAGCAGGUGCUCCUCCUCCCUCUGGGUCUGCAGUGAGUACGGCUCCACAGCAAAAACCUAUAGGAAAAAUAUCUAAAAACAAAAAGAAAAAGCUGAAAAAGAAACAGAAGAGACAGGCUGAGUUGUUGGAGAAACGCCUGCAGGAGAUUGAGGAACUGGAGCGAGAAGCUGAAAGGAAAAUCAUAGAGGAAAACAUCACCUCUGAUGGUCCUUCCAAUGAGCAAGAUGGUGAAUAUCACCCAGAAGUGAAACUAAAAGCAGCAGAACUAGAGGAGGCAGCUGAGGAAGGAACAGCAAAGGAUAAUGGUGAAGUUGAAGACCAGGAAGAGAAAGAAGAUACAGGGAAAGAAAAUGCUGAGAAGGAUGAAGAUGAUGUUGAACAGGAACUUGCAAACAUAGACCCUACAUGGAUGGAGUCCCCUAAAGCCAAUGGCCAUAUUGAAAAUGGCCCGUUUUCACUGGAACAGCAGCUGGAGGAUGAAGAGGAUGAGGAAGAUGACUGUGCAAAUCCCGAGGAGUAUAACCUAGAUGAGCCAAAUGCAGAGAGUGAUUACACAUAUGGCAGCUCCUAUGAACAAUUCAAUGGUGAAUUGCCAAACGGACAACCUAAGAGCCCAGAGUUUUCCACAUCAUUGUUUUCUGGGCCCUUAGAACCUGUGGCCUGUGGCUCUGUGCUCUCAGAGGAAUCACCACUUACUGAGCAAGAGGAAAGCAGUCCAUCCCAUGACAGAAGCAGGACAGUUUCAGCCUCUAGCACUGGAGAUUUGCCAAAAACAAAAACCCGAGCAGCUGACCUGUUGGUGAACCCUCUGGAUCCACGGAAUGCAGAUAAAAUUAGAGUAAAAAUCGCUGACCUGGGAAAUGCUUGUUGGGUGCAUAAACAUUUCACAGAGGAUAUCCAGACACGGCAGUAUAGGUCCAUAGAGGUGCUGAUAGGAGCAGGGUACAGUACACCUGCAGACAUUUGGAGUACAGCGUGCAUGGCAUUUGAGCUGGCAACAGGAGACUAUUUGUUCGAACCGCAUUCUGGGGAAGACUAUUCCAGGGAUGAAGACCACAUAGCCCACAUCAUAGAGCUGCUAGGCAGUAUCCCAAGGCACUUUGCUCUAUCUGGAAAAUAUUCUCGGGAAUUCUUCAAUCGCAGAGGAGAACUGCGGCACAUCACCAAGCUGAAGCCCUGGAGCCUCUUUGAUGUACUUGUGGAAAAGUAUGGCUGGCCCCAUGAAGAUGCUGAACACUUUACAGAUUUCCUGAUCCCAAUGUUAGAGAUGGUUCCAGAAAAGCGAGCCUCAGCUGGCGAAUGCCUUCGACAUCCUUGGUUGAAUUCUUAGCAGAUUCUACAAAUAUAGCAUUCUGAGCUAGCAAAUGUUUCCCAGUACAUUGGACCUAAACAGUGGCUCUCAUUCUUUAACAGGAUUACAAGUGAGCUGGCUUCACCCUCAGACCUUUGUUUUGCUUUGAGGUACUGUUGUCUGACACUUUGCUUCCUGUGCGCCAUGAUCCUGAGGAAGGGUAGGCUUUGUCUUCAGCUAAGUAGUUUACUGGCCAUUUUCUUCUAGAAACAAUAACAUGUCUCUAAGCAUUGUUUCUUGUGUUGUGUGACAUUCAAAUGUCAUUUUUUUUUUUUUUGAACGAAAAUACUUUCCCCUUGUGUUUUGGCAGGUUUUGUAACUAUUUAUGAAGACAUAUUUUAGCUGAGUAUUAUAUAAUUUACAAUCUUAAGAAAUUAUCAGUUGGAACCAAGAAAGAGCAAGGAAAUGUACAAUUUUAUCUUCUGGCAAAGGGAAAUCAUUCCUGUAUUAUAGUGUAUGUAACUAUUAAUUUGCAUAAAUAGGGGAUGAGGAUUCACAUUCAGAAAAGCUACUCAGUCCUGAGUGCUUUUUAGCCUACAUUGCAUGUUGCAGAUUUCCACUGCUUCAAGAAGUUAAACAAACUUUUCAUUCCAUAACAGUCCGUAUGGUUUUGGAUUAGGUGUCAUGCCCUCUGUGGCACUUUAAAGGAAGAAAAACUUGCUUCUCAUUCAAAAACUGACACUAUAAUCUAGCAGUUCCAUUUGUAUUUUGCAUAUUUUUAAAACUACUUUUAAAGUCUAAGUCAUUUCCCCUUAAAAUGUGAUGGCCCAGUACCGUGUAGUGUUGCCUCUUACCAGCACUGUAAGUUAAACACGUAGGUUAAAAUUGGGACAAGAGAGAUAUGUUCAGUGUGUGGAAUGAAAAAAUAAUAUAUUUUUGGAAAAGCAUGAUCGUGUUUGUCUAAAACACAAGGUGUGGCUUAUACAGUUUGCAACGCAGUGGACAGAACACUCCUCACAGCUUAAAGGUACCAGUGAUCAUGUUCAUUCCAUAGGCAGCUUUACUUGCUCCAGCAGUUUUCCUCGCCUUUUGUCUUUCCAUGAAUGAGAAAAUUAUUUUCCCUUUGUAGCCCGCAUACAGUUUUAGUUUAUGCAUUUCCUUAAAAUUAAUUGUAGAAUCCAGGAUACAAACCAUUAGUAGGCAAUACAGUUUUAGAAUGUAACAUAGAGAGGUAUAUUCAACCUCUUAGAAGUCAGUGGAUUGAAUGUCUUUUUUUUUAAAAAAAAAAAAAUUUAUUAAGGUGCCUCGUUUUUCUUGACUUUGUCCAUUAACAUUUAUCCAUCUGCCUUUGCAAUAAUUAGAUUGUGAAAAGCUAACAAGUGUUGUAACAAUAAUCCUUUGUUUGGGGUGCUUGCACUUGUCUUAAAACAUUAAAGUGUUUUGGGGUUUUUCCAGA